Messenger RNA from Coregonus clupeaformis (lake whitefish), 6059 nucleotides. RefSeq names its product inhibitor of Bruton tyrosine kinase-like. NCBI's taxonomy places the organism in Eukaryota, Metazoa, Chordata, Actinopteri, Salmoniformes, Salmonidae. Gene Ontology annotation, molecular function: protein kinase binding; protein tyrosine kinase inhibitor activity. Gene Ontology annotation, cellular component: cytoplasm; nucleoplasm. Gene Ontology annotation, biological process: negative regulation of protein phosphorylation. The record is from RefSeq and is a predicted model, not a curated record. The coding region runs from base 824 to 4873 and encodes 1349 amino acids. The transcript has 26 exons.
AAGUCUCCGUGUUGCCUAGCCUCCCUCCUUUUUGGUUACUUACCUAACUGCGGAAUAGCAUCGGUUCUGCCCAAAUAUCCAGGUUUAAUAAGAGCAUUUAGCGAUAUAUUUUUGAAACGAUGACACAGUGGAUGUGUACCGUUAGAGCAAGCUUCAUGACCACUUUCGUCUUCAUCUAGCGGCAGGUUCCCAAUACAAUUAUGGAGUUUUGAGAAGGGUUUUGUGUGUUUUGGGGGGGAAAGGGGGCCUUUCCCCUCAAUUUGGAUGGACUAUUUGAAGGGACUUUCUGGAGGGUUAAAGACCUUGUUGCCUUUUGUAAAAUAUUGUAUUAACAAAAGUUGUAAAAGGAGAAAAUAUUUUUUGAAAUAUUUAUAGUAUAUUUGUAUUUUCUUUGGUAUAAAAGUAUAUACUUUAUUUUAUUUUAUAUACAUUUAUUUAUUGAAUUCCUGAUGCCAUUGUAUGUUUCAAACACAUUUGGUUGUGUUGAGCUUUGGGUCGACAUGGUGGACUGAGAUGACCUAAAACAAGGCCCUGGGGUUGCUAGGGUGCGGUGGAACCUCAACACAAGCACAAUUCUAGCACCCCAAAACAAUCUCCCACCUGUUCUUUUUCUAUUUUCUUCCGAGAGCAGCUACUUACAAAAUAAUAUAAUUUCAAAGUCACACUGACUUGACCUAAAGCAUUAUUUUAGCGUUUGUUGUUGUACUGAAGGGUUGGUUUAACCAGUGUUUGUUUUAGAGUUGGGGGAGCUGGGUCUCCGUGACCGGGUAAGAUUGCUGAAUUAGAGCGGGGGGUUUACUGCAAGGUUUAGUGGUCACUCAGGAUGAGUGUGAAGAUGGCAUCCCCAGACUGCACGCCAAAAUGCCGCUCCAUGCGGCAUGCAGAUGAGGUGGUGGCGGCGCUGACGCGGGGUUCAGAGGGGAGCCUGCGGGCCUUCCUCACCACCCACUGCCACAAUGCAGCCACACUGAGGGACGCCUUCGGUCGCACGGCUCUGCACCUGGCCGCUUCGCUGGGCAAGAGGGCUCUGCUGGAAUGGCUGCUGGAGAGCAAGAGAGCUGACCUCAUGGUGAAGGACAAGGAGUCUGGCUGGACCGCCCUGCACCGCAGCGUCUUCUACGGACACAUCCACUGCCUCAUGUCACUGGUUAAGCAUGGCGGCAUUCUCUCCACCCAGGAUAAGGAGGGCCUCUCUGUCUUGGACAUAACCAUGAAGGACAGACCAGCACACGUGGUGUUUACAAAGACGGACCCCACUGAGGUUUAUACUUGGGGGAACAACACCAAUUUCAGUCUGGGGCACGGGAACCAGGAGAGCAGGCAUCACCCGGAGAUUGUGGAUCUGUUCGCCCGGACCGGGGUUUACGUCAAACAGGUGGUGCUGUGUAAGUUCCACUCAGUGUUCCUGUCUCAGAAGGGGCAGGUGUAUACUUGUGGACACGGGCAGGGAGGUCGGCUGGGACACGGGGACGAACAGACAUAUCUGGUUCCUCGGAUGGUGGAGGGGCUCCUGUCCCAUCACUGCUCCCAGGUGGCUGCAGCCAAGGACCACACGGUGGUGCUGACCGAGGAGGGCUACGUCUACACCUUUGGCCUCAACACCUUCCACCAGCUGGGCCUGGCUCCCCCGCCCGCCUCCAGCCACCUGCCCAAACAGGUAUUCUCCAAGACCCUUAAAGGCAGGACUGUGAUUGGUGUAGCAGCGGGGAGAUUCCACACAGUGCUGUGGACCAGGGAGGCUGUCUACACAGUUGGACUGAACGGAGGGCAGCUGGGCUACCUGUUGGACCCCAACGGGGAGAGGUGUGUGACUGCGCCUCGCCAGGUGUCCGCCCUCUACCACAAGGAUGUCACCAUCACCAUGGCAGUGGCCAGUAAUGGGGCAACGUUGGUGGUGACAGAGAAGGGAGAUAUCUACCUGCUGGCUGACUAUCAGUGCAAGAAGUUGGCAUCCAGGCAACUGAACAUCAGGAAGGUCCUUGUGAGCGGAGGCAGCCUGGACCAUCGUGUGGACCCCCAGGUCCUGAACGAGGGAGGGGGAGAGAAGGUGGCCAUCCUGGCCCUGGAUGAAGCUGGGAGGGUGUUCUGCUGGCGUUCAGUAGGCGGUUCAGUGAGACAAUGCAGGUGGGCGUACGGGCGCCAGGUGUUCAUGUCGGACAUCGCCCUGAGCAGGAACAACAUGAUGUUUGUCACACAGGAAGGGGAGGGCUUCAGCGGACAGUGGCACGGAGAGUACAGGAAGAGCGUGGAGAAGAAAGAUGGUAGUGUGGAGGUGUGUGGUCUCCCUGAGGGUGGAACUGUGUACGAGCGAAUCCGCUUGGAGAAGCUCCCCUACGUCCACCGUGCGGUCAGCAUCACCAUGGACUCCAAGGGACGCAACUUUGGAGUGCUGCAGUCGGACCCCAAAACCAGCCUGUAUGAGAUUCCCAGCGUAUCUCGCUCCUCCUUCUCCCAACACUUCCGGAACCUGCUGGAGGAAGCGGACGAGACGGAUAGCAUUCAUGACGUGACCCUGCAGGCCGGAGACCGCACCUUCCCCGCCCACAAGUACCUCCUGUCCAUGAGGUCCGAGUUCUUCAGGAAGCAGCUGGUGCCAGACUGGGAGGAGGGAGACGGGGAGGUGAGGAGGAGCGAGGACGCGGUGGGUUGUGACCUGCUGGUGCUGGAGAAGGUGAGCCCUGAGAUGCUGGAGCACGCCCUGAAGUUCAUCUACACCGAUUUCUGUGAGCUGCUGGUGCAGGACCACCGGCCACGAGUCUUCGGCCAGAAACAGAAUCAACAUGGCCCAGACCCGGAGCAGGACCAGCUGAUCAGCAGCCUGCAGGACCUGGGCUUCCAUGAGGGCAACCUGAGGGGCUGCUCGGCCCUGGAGGUAUACUGCUCGCUGACCCCCUCUGCCCGAGGGGACGGAGACAAGCCCAAAAGCAAGGGCACCAAGCCUGGGAAAAAAGGCAAGGGUGGCAAGGCCGGAGCUGGAGAGGGAGGAAGAGUCAACCCGGUCAAGACCUUACAGGGUGUGGCCAAGAAGCUGGGCAUGGGCAGUCUGUCGGCACGUUUGGAUGGAGUGAAGUAUGAAAACGGGAAGAUCAAUGUAGUGCAUAAGAAGAUGGGCAACAAGCCACGAUUCAACCAGAAAAAGUGCUCCUACCUCUGUGAUGUCACUCUGAGGUCUGAGGAUGGCAAGGAGUUCCCCUGUCACAAGUGUGUACUGUGUGCCAGACUCGAGUACUUCCACAGUAUGCUGGGGAACCCCUGGAUAGAGGCCACUUCUUGUAGUGCACUGGAGAUGCCCACCAGCUCAGAGAUACUGCAGGUCAUCCUAGAAUAUGUCUACACUGACGAGUGUCCCACUAUCAAAGAGACUCUGAAUGUAGAGUUUGUCUGCAACGUGUUGGUGGUGGCCGAUCAGCUUCUCAUCACCCGACUGAAGGAGAUGUGUGAAGUGGCCAUUACUGAGAACCUGACUCUGAAGAACGCUGCAGAGCUGCUGCAGUUUUCUGCCAUGUACAACGCUGAGCAGCUCAAACUGUCCUGCAUCCAGUUCAUCGUGCUCAACAUGGCUGCCCUGCUCGAGUCCAAAGCGCUGGAUAUCCUGAGUGAUGACGUGCUGGUGGAGCUCUCUGCCUCCUACAGGAGGAUGAUUCCGGCCAUGCAGAAGCGACUGAUCACGCCUUACCCAGACGGCCCGGACCUCAGUGUGUACGAGGACGAGGACUGGGACUCUUCAUUCAGCUCUAAAGCUGACACUGAACUGGACUACUCCUGCAGGGAGACUCUGUUGAAGAAGGCUAAGUUGAAGGCCAAGAGAAAGCCUAGGCGACGCUCCGACAGCUCAGGGGGUUACACCCUUUCUGACAUCAUCCAGAGCCCACCCGCUGCAGUCUCAGUCCUCUCUCCCAGCCUGGUGAAGUCAGGAAAGACCAACUCCAUGGAGUCUCUGCAGGAGCUGAUGACAUCUGACUCUGAGGGCAGUUACAUGGGUGUGGGCAGCCCCCGAGACCUCCAGUCCCCCGUGUUCCACGACAGGCCCGAGGAGGAGAGGGCUGGAGGAGGUCCCAGGCUGAAGACUCCCCCCAGCCCCCCCACCACCACCAUGAGGAACAGCCUCCCCGCCGGACCCCCAAAGAGUUCUGCUCCAGAGCCCAUCCCCAAAGUCACAGCCAGUCCUGCUCUGCCACUUCCUGUCUUGGCCCUCAGGGCCAUCAUGGAUAUGGAGGCCAGCUCGAAGACACAAAGUCUCGGAGCCACUCCCAAAAGUCCUGGCAGUGUUGGCAGCAGCAGCAAGCAGUCCCCUCUCCCAGCCAAGCUCUCCCAGAAGCAGAGGAAGAUGAUCGCCAUGGCAACCAAGGAGGGCAGUGCAGAGUGUGCCCUGUCCAAAUCGGCACCAGUCAUUACUCCCCUGAAGAGCGCGAAAGCAUGGGCCACUCCAGUCCAGACACCCCCUUCGUCUCAGGCGUUCCGGGACCUCUUGGUGGAGGAGGAGAGCCGGGUCAGGAAUGGGGGGCCAGGGGCCCCGGGAAGGCUAGUAGCUCAAGGGCCUCCAGUCUCUGCUGUCAGGAGGGUCACCUUCAAAUGUACUGCUGAGCCCCCCAGCGAGCCAGAGAGACCCGCCGGCCCCUGGGUGCUGGGAGCAGCGGGCAGCCCCCCUAUGGCCUCCAUGGUAACCUUUGCUUCCAUCGUGGAGGAGGAGAAACAGCAGGAGGCUGCACUGAUCCGCAGCCGAGAGAAACCGCUGGCACUCAUUCAGAUUGAGGAGGCAGCGAUCCAAGAGCUUUUGCAUCACUACGGUGCCCUUAACAACCCUGACGAGAUGAUUGUGGUGGAGCGGUCUGUCCAGGGGCCCAUCGCCACCCCCUUCUGGAACAAACACUGAGACAACAUACCCACAAUGUUAUCAGACGUCACACCCGCAACGUCGUGAGACGUCACACCCGCAACGUCGUGAGAAGUCACACCCGCAACGUCGUGAGACGACAUAUCCACAGGUUAUCAGCCAACAUACCCACAACGUUGGGACGACAUGCCCACAAUGUUAUCAAACAACACACCCACAAUGUUGUGAGAGCACAUACUCAUAUCCUUAUCCACCCCAUGACCAUAUGUAUCUCCUGUCAGUCAGUGUUAAGAUAUACCUCAGGCCCAGUUGUGCCAGUGGGCUGGGUCUGACGCAGGUCUUUUAUGCUUAACUCCAGUGUUUCUUAGUUUUUGUCACUGCUCCUCUUUUCUCGUAUUAACCUUUUGAGUGUGUCCCUGAGGAAGGAAAAGUGGGUGAGAAAAGAUUGAGGUUUAUAAGUAAUGACUCUCAUGUUAUGCACAAUUUUUGCACCUUGCCAUCAAAACAUGAGUAAUGAUAUUCUUCCAAAAAGUUUCAGCUGUUUAAAAUAUGUUCACAGUUAAGUAGUUGCCAAAGACAAAGUAUAUAAGGAAAUGGAGCAGUCCAAACUACAAAUUGGGUCCAAAACUACAUUACCCAGCAGGAUUGGUCUGUUUCACACUUUUUCGGUGCAUAAUCUUAGUUGCAAUUAGGAAAGGUAGUGUAGUAUGAGUUCCUCUGAGAAGAACUAGGCCAAAAAGAAAGCCUGGGCCUGGAGUUCAGAGGCUAGCCUGAUAUGGUUGCUCCCUAGUUCUACUUUGAGUUGUGAAUUUAGUUGUGUUCUGGAUAUAUUGUAUGAUGCAGGGUAGUUGAGUCAUGAAAGGAGGUGGGUAGGGAGUGACGGUGUCAUGCAUCCUGCCGUUUUCUAAUAUGAGCUAAUUGUAUAAGAGUAUUCGCUGGUUUCCCUUUAUCAGAGUUUAUAGGGCAAGCUGUCGAGAGGGUUUGUGCCUUGCUUCCACCCUGAUGAUCCUCUGAUGUACAGACAAACACACACUAAUAAUUUCACUACCUUCUGGCUGGCUGUAUUUGAGUUGUUUUACUUUAUUUUGUGUUCUGGAGCUGAUGUGGUGGCUUGGUACCCCAGACCUGGACCAUGUAAACCCAGUCUUCCUCCAUGCAGCACCCUUCGUUUGAGACUUUGGAUGUGAGAAAAUGGCAUGCAAUAAAGAACUCACCUGUGCAACGA